AUGGAAGCUAGCGGUGCGACUCUAUCUGACGACGCGAGAGUAAUGUCUGCCAAAACAAACGAAGCCAAAGGCAAAGACUGCGGUGAACUCAUUAAAAACCACCACAAGCAGGCGUUUGAGUAUAUAUCGAAAGCAUUGAGGAUCGAUGAAGAUGAUACAGGAGAAAAGGGGGAGGCUGUUCAGUGGUACAAGAGAGGGAUUGCUGAACUUGAGAGGGGCAUCGCUGUAAAGAUCACCGGGCAAGCAGGAGAUCAAUAUGAUCGAGCAAAGAGACUCCAAGAUAAAAUGGUCGCCAAUCGUACUAUGGCUAAGGACAGGCUCGCUUUGUUAGAAACCACGUUGGCAGCCAAGCGGAGAAGUGAUCCCCAGACUUCAGAUGUUGUUCCAAAGACCAAGCCCCCCCCCUCAGCAGCAGGCGUGUCGGGGUCAGUUAUAUCCUUUGAGGACAUUGCAGGUCAGGACCUGGCUAAACAAGCACUCCAAGAAAUUGUCAUCCUUCCUGCCUUAAGACCAGAGCUCUUCACUGGCCUGAGAGCGCCCGCACGCGGAUUACUUUUGUUUGGCCCGCCUGGGAAUGGGAAAACCAUGCUGGCCAAAGCAGUCGCAGCAGAAUCUAAUGCCACGUUUUUCAACAUUAGUGCUGCCAGUUUGACAUCUAAAUGGGUGGGAGAAGGCGAGAAGCUUGUGCGGGCACUGUUUGCGGUGGCCAGAGAGUUGCAGCCUUCUGUCAUCUUUAUCGAUGAAGUGGACAGCUUGCUCUGUGAGAGGAGGGAGGGGGAACACGACGCCUCUCGACGUUUAAAAACUGAAUUCCUCAUUGAAUUUGAUGGGGUGAAUUCAGUUGGGGAUGACAGGGUGCUGGUAAUGGGAGCCACUAACAGGCCUCAGGAGCUCGAUGAAGCAGUUUUAAGGCGCUUCGCUAAAAGGGUUUACGUGACAUUGCCAGAUGAGCAGACAAGAUUCACGCUGCUAAAAAACCUCCUGGGAAAGCACGGAAACCCACUGAGCACAACUGAGCUGACCUACCUCUCAAAAGCGACAGAUAGGUAUUCAGGAAGUGAUCUGACAUCAUUAGCCAAAGACGCUGCACUCGGGCCAAUCAGAGAGUUGGGAGCAGAUCAAGUCCGAAAUGUGUCUGUUGGUGAGAUGCGUAACAUUAAGAAGAAAGACUUUGAGGAUUCCCUGAAGCGAAUUAAGCCCACUGUUAGUUCAGCGACUCUUAACAUGUAUGCCCAGUGGAACAAAGAUUUUGGUGAUACAACAGGUUUAUAG
Molecule: messenger RNA, 1272 nt
Organism: Menidia menidia (Atlantic silverside)
Lineage: Eukaryota; Metazoa; Chordata; Actinopteri; Atheriniformes; Atherinopsidae
Source: the annotation of a GenBank genome assembly